Aspergillus alliaceus is the source of this 810-nucleotide messenger RNA. RefSeq names its product polysaccharide lyase family 20 protein. The coding region runs from base 1 to 810 and encodes 269 amino acids. The record is from RefSeq and is a predicted model, not a curated record. NCBI's taxonomy places the organism in Eukaryota, Fungi, Ascomycota, Eurotiomycetes, Eurotiales, Aspergillaceae. The transcript has a single exon.
AUGCGCUUCCAGCCAAUCGCACUUCCCCUGCUACUGAGUGCAGUAGCACAAGCCACCCAAAUCUUUAGCAAUUCCGGUACUGCCUCAGGAUGGGACUGGAUGAACAUAGAACACUACGGCACGGUAGAGCAAGUGACCGACAUAGUCUACAAAGGGACAACCGCACUGAAGAUGACCCAAGUGUACGACCAAGCCUACACGGAUCACUACCGCGACGAGGAAGACCAGAGUGACAACUUGGUCAAACCAGGCCGCUACCACGCAGAAGCUGUCAAGAACGAGGUGUAUAAACUAGACGACGAGGGCUUUUACGGUUUCGCCUUCCGACUGAAUGAUGCCUGGCAAUUUUCGCCCGUUCAGUCGUACAACAUCGCCCAGUUCAUGGGCGAGUUCCCUAACACGGAUUGCGAAUACUUUCAUUGGAUUCCCUCUAACAUGAUUUAUCUCUUUGGAGAUCAGUUGUAUGUCCGUCAUCGAACAGGCAGUGUUUGUGCGCCCAAGACUACCAUCUUUAGUAAUGUCGCUACCGUGAACGCGGGUGAGUGGCAUAAGGUUGUAAUUCAGGCAAAGUGGAGGGCCGAUGGUACUGGCUACUACAGGCUGUGGUUUGAUGGGGUGAGCGUGCUGGAGGAGAAAGACGUUGAUACUACGAUCGACGAUGAUCGUGCAUUUCAGUUCCGCGUCGGGAUUUAUGCCAAUGGCUGGCAUGAUGAUGGUGGUAUGAAGGGAACCCAGGGAACGCGCCAGGUGUGGUAUGAUGAGAUUGCUGUUGGUACUACGUUUGCUGAUGCCGAACCUGAUCGGUGGUAA